AUGUGCUACCAGUGGGUGUUGACGGGCGAGCGAGUCGGCCGGCGGCUGCGACGGACGCCUGCGGCAGUCCCGGUCGAGGACACUUUUCUCGACGUUGUAGUCAUGAGCAGUGGCAGCAAAGGCGAGCAAGUUUCUGUGAUCGGAGCGUCGUACUUUGGGCAGGGGACGGUGGUGACGACGGGCGUGUGUUCGACGACCGAGUGCAGCUGCGGAUCGGGCAGUCUGGAGCUGCCGGUUUAUUUUGGCGGACCUGCCUUUGCCGAGACCCGCGAUGAGCAGGCGAGCCAACUGGUGUUUGUGUGCAUACACGGCGGAGGCAUGUCAGCACUCUCAUUCGCACCGAUGGCCAAGCACCUUGUGGCCAAGGGCCUCUCGAUCGUGGCCAUGGAUCUUCCAGCUCACGGCGGCGCGACCGAUGGGCCGCUGGACAUGGCGACGCUGAUUGGCGCAGCAAUCAACUCGGCGCGACGUGUUCUGAUUGAUCACAAUCUUCUUGUCCCGGGAAGUGGUGCGAGCGAGAGCUCGUGUCCGGCGGCAGGGUGGGACGGUUCGACGCCGGCGGCGCACCUUGUGCUGGUGGGCCACUCGAUGGGAGGCGCUGUUGCGACGCGGAUUGCGGCGGAUCCGCAGCUCUCGGCCGGCCUGCCUGCUGUGGGGCUGACGGUUCUGGAUGUGGUCGAAGGAACUGCGCUUGCAGCAGCCGACGGGAUGGGUGCGCUUCUUGCAGCGCGGCCGGCAAGCUUCGACAGCGUUGACGACGCGGUGGCGUGGCACCUCGCGACGGGACUGAUGCGGAACCCAGAUUCUGCUGCGACCACAGUGCCACCACUCGUGGUGGAUGCUGGCGACGGCGGCGAGGGCGUAGUGUGGCGCACGCCGCUGGCGAGCUCGGCGGAUCAGUGGGACUCGUGGUACAUCGGGCUCUCGGAGCUCUUCCUCGCGGUACCGCACCGCAAGCUGCUCGUACUCGCCGCCACCGACCGGCUCGACACGCAGCUGAUGGUGGGCCAGAUGCAGGGCAAGUUCCAGCUCAAGAUUAUUCCAGACGUCGGACACUGGCUCCACGAGGACGAUCCAGCGGGAGUGGCGAACACGCUCCACGGCUUUGUUCACUUCUUUGGAUGGAUGCCGAGCGAGCACUAA
Messenger RNA from Thecamonas trahens ATCC 50062, 1143 nucleotides. RefSeq names its product protein phosphatase methylesterase 1. The record is from RefSeq and is a predicted model, not a curated record. Gene Ontology annotation, biological process: protein demethylation. Gene Ontology annotation, molecular function: protein methylesterase activity. The coding region runs from base 1 to 1143 and encodes 380 amino acids. NCBI's taxonomy places the organism in Eukaryota, Apusomonadida, Apusomonadidae. The transcript has 2 exons.